Molecule: messenger RNA, 3043 nt
Organism: Strongylocentrotus purpuratus (purple sea urchin)
Lineage: Eukaryota; Metazoa; Echinodermata; Echinoidea; Camarodonta; Strongylocentrotidae
Exons: 5
Coding region: 1-804 (267 amino acids)
Source: RefSeq, a predicted model, not a curated record
AUGGCGACAUUGGCAUUUGAACUAGGACUGCUCGCGUUGUUUUCCAGUGUAAAAACAGAAACAAGUGGACAGAUGAUAACUGUUCCGGUACAGCUCCACACCACUGGUAAAUUACCAUGCGGAUGCCCUGUCUCUCAAGAAUCAACCAUUUCAGUUCAAUGGUACGAAAGCAGUAACUCAGAUGUCUUUGUGAAAGAUGGAGAAGCCCUUGCAUGGUGGUACGAAGGAGACACAGGCAGUUCACAGGGGUUUGGAAUCAAAGAUGACUUCUCCAUGGUUAUGUACAGUGUAAAUGUAACCAACGGAGGCUUGUAUAGGUGUAUCGUUACUCCAGUCGACUCUAGAAUUCGGUGUACGCAUGAUGUUAAAUUGAUCAUAUUUGCCAAUCCGGACACCUCUCCUGUGAUUGAGUACAAUCGGCAGACCAAUGGUUUCAACGUGACCUGCUCCAUAAGUAAUGUUUUUCCGAUGACCUUCCCAAUACUUACAACCAAAGAAGGGAAUAGAACAGCAUUUAUCAACAGUGAUGGAACAUACAACACUACGGUGACCAAUUGGUUUGCAGCUAACGAGACGGAUAUAACCAUAGCGUGUCUGUAUUCCAAUUUGAACUUCACGAUUAUGUCUUCCCUGCGUAUUAUUGACAGUGACAGCAUCAACCAGAACACGACACACACCGACUUAGUACUGUGGAUGGUAUGGAUAAUCCCCAUAAUAGGAGUUCUCUUUUUCGUCGUCAUCGUUUAUGCCAUCAAAACUGCUCUGCGUAAAACCAUACGGAACAACACAGAAGACAUAGAUUGAGAUAAACACCAUAAGGGAAAACAAACGAAGAGGAUAAGCAAGCGAAAUCCAAUAGGAUUCUGUUAUUGUGCUAAGUUGUUUCAUGCAGUAAUCCCGUUUAUAAUUCCAAUACUAAUAUUUUUUAUUAUUCUACUUAUAUAUCUUGCAACAGCAAGACAUUUCACUGAAGCAGGCGGACAACUAGAAGGAAAUAUUCCAGCAUAUAAAUAGCUGAUUACAUUGAUUUUGUCGCUGGAUCGUAUCUAUAAAACUUGACGCUUCACUUAGCAACAAUGUUUGAAAAUGGAAUGUCAAAUCUAUUUGUGCCAUAUUUUGGUAACAAAAGCGUGACGUAAAGUCAAUUCAAGUUUGAAAUGAUAAUUAUGGAACCUUUUUAUUGUGUGGUGACGUGCAUUUGAAUAAGCUAAUAAAUGAGGGCGAAUAUGUGUUUCCCAGGUGACAAGGGCGUACAUGCUCAGAUUUGGUUAUGUUCUGUUUUAAUUUUUAUUGUUAAUAUUAAUAUGAUGACUAUUAUUAUUAUCAUUUUCAUUAUUUUCGUCCUAAUUGUUCUUUUAUUAUUAUCAUUACUCUUAUAUUAACCGUAAUAAUGAUGGUGCCGUUAUUGUAACUUUUGAGGACAAGAAGGGAUGUUUUGUAUGCAAUGGCUACAUGCCAUUUCAUGAUAGAUUUCAGGAUAGUAAUUUGUAAUCGUAAUUCUCAACAAUAUUGACGUUUUUUAUGCAUGGGGCUAAUGCUUAUUAUGCUUGUAUUUGAGGUGAUUUGAAUGAGACACUUCUAGAGAUACUUACCAAACCAAACGGUUCUUUUUAUUGAUAAUUUUAAUGUUUCCACACAAUAUCAGUUUUGUCAUUUAGAUUUUUACUUUCUGUAGUAAAGGGUCAGAUACAAUUCAUUGAUCAAUCUAGCAGAUUCCCCUCAACAUUUGAGUGGGUUGAUACAGCUCAUAACUUUUCAGAUCACAUAGCAGUGAUUUUGUGUUGGGUUUCCAGGUAUCUGAAUUGUCAGAAAAUGAUAUAUGAGUAGAGAUCAAAAGAAAAGAAGGACUUUUGUUGCUGGAAAUUUGCUAAAAAGAAAGACAUUUCCAGAUGAGUUAAGAAUUGAGAGAAUUGUUAGCUGGAUGCUCAUAAAGUAUGGGAGUCAUAAUCAAUUAAUCAAUGUAUUCCAUGAAAGUAUUACAAACGCAUGUUUAAAAUGAUGCGAAUAAUUUGGAUGAUAUACCUUCUUGUGCUAUUAAUUGUGAAUAUAUGAAAGUGUGUGUUAGUCAUACUUAUUCCAAAAUUCAUGUUAAAAUACUGCCAGUGAAGUUUGGGUAGAACCAUUGGAAAAUUAUUGAGUCAUUAAUAAUGAAAAUAUCUAUGUAGAAGUGAUCUAUAGUUAUGUUCUAGAAAUCUACACCUAUGUAUAUGAUUAUGGCAAAAUAGACUGUUUCAUAUUUUGUUCAUGAUAAGAGUAAUAUUUAUGAUCCUGUUUAAGAUGCUAUUAAAGUUUUUGAUAUAGUGAAUUUCGUAAAACUUUUUGAAAUCAUGUUACGUAAAGGGAUCUGUCCUUUGUUCUGCAAGCUGCUUUUGAAUAUGUGUUUGGUUCCAAAGAUUAGACUCAGGUGGAAUGGAAUUUAUUCGUAGUUUUGCAUGGUUACAAACGAUGUUAAACGAGGUGGGAUUUUUGUUUCAUCCCUGUCUGUUUUGUAUGUAUAUUGACGGUCUCCUUCAAUAGUUAAAGGCCAGAGACUGGGAAGGCCAGUAAUAAAAUAGAUAGGGGAGAGAACAAAAAGAGAAAUAAAGCAAGAGAUAGGGAAGAGGAAUGUCAUAAUAAUAGGUGAAAUAAAUUGUGAAGAUGUUAAAGAGUUAACAGAGUAAAUAAUAAGAUAAGACUGAUUAUAACGUAGAGCAGCAACAAUGGAGAGACAAAGAAGAAGAGACAAAGACAAAACUCAGUAGACAAAGUGAAGAUAGAGAGGGGAGAAAACAAGUGAUAUACAUUAGAGAAUGAAAACUGGCUUUUAAAGGAAUACCAUACAAUCCACGCAGCAUGCAUUACCUACCAAAUGAUUUAAAAGUGAAUGUAGUUUAGAGUCAUACAUUUUAAAGAGAUAUAUGAUUGAAUCUUAUCAUUUCUGUUUAAAUUAUAAUUAUGAACCAGAGGUGACACUCCAUGUAAUUUACUUUGAGUCGUGAAAUGAGAUAACCCUUAGUACAAGAAUAGAGAAAUAAAAUAAUAUGACUCAUCGGCAUCAUGAUUA